This is a messenger RNA of Trypanosoma cruzi, 756 nucleotides long. RefSeq lists its product as uncharacterized. Lineage: Eukaryota; Euglenozoa; Kinetoplastea; Trypanosomatida; Trypanosomatidae. The record is from RefSeq and is a predicted model, not a curated record. Bases 1 to 756 code for a protein of 251 amino acids. The transcript has a single exon.
AUGUACGUGGUGAACCUCUGCAACCUUCCCACGGCAAUGGCUCACGCUGUUCACCUUGCGAGCACCAUUCGUCUCCCUGGUUCUGCAGCGCCCAUUGCGGGUGACCUGAAUUCACACCAUGAGCUGCGGGACGGUCCUUCACCAUCCACGACGGCAGGAGAGAACCUCGCCGCCACCCCAAGCGGCAUGGAGAUUGAGCUUUCCGACGACCCGGCACAGGCAACGCGGAUCAGCGGCCGUCACGUCUUGUUUCCCGACGUGACUGCGCAAUGCGUACUGCGUGUCUCCCACUGGACGUCCACCAGUUUGGACUCGUAUCAACAUCUGUCAUCCCACACUGCGGGGACGGAGGACGGCAUCCCGCGACAGGCAGGCAUGCUGCCACGACGGAAACAUGCUGCCUUUGCUAUGUGUGCAGCUGACUGGAAUGAUUCCACCACGGCGUUUCACACGCCUCUGGCCACUGUGACCACAUGGUUGGAGAUGCACCGAAGCACCAUACAAGCGGCAAGGAGCGACAUCCCGUGCGGCAGCCGUGACAGCUCCACAGGAAUGUGGACGGACGGAAUGGAGCGUGCCGAGUCCACUGCAGCGGCGGCGUGCAACGCGCACACUGCCUCACCAGGAGGCAGCCUGCCCCGAGCUGAAGUUCUCCGCAAACGGGAGGACUGCAAUCAUGCCCUUCGCGGUGGUUUCUCCAUGCUGCUGAAGGUCCGUGCAAAGCAGCUUGGUGCCCUCUCGAGCCCAGGCCUGUGA